UCCCGCCCACACGCAUGAAGAAGACAAACAUGGCAGCUUCCACCGUCGGCAACCCGGACCUUUCAGCAUCUAUCGCUGGCAUUUUAAAUGAAAAACACUGCCCCGAACACUUGCUUGUUUUAAAAACAUUAACGUCUUCGCUACGGGACAAGGAGUACAGGGAUGCUGCAGAGAAGGAGGUGUUCUCCAGUCUUUUCAAGGUCUUAUCCCGACUGAAAGAUGAGCUGCAGGCUGCCAGCAGUGGCGAUGAGGAUGUGGAGUGUGACGCCAUGAGUCUGCAGUUAACUGCUGAGUGCUUCAGGGCUCAGAGAAACGCCUGCGUCCAGAGUACUCGCAACCAAAGUCUGCUCAGGGAUCUCGGCUUCAUUAAUGUUUCUCUUAAACUCCUGGACUUCCUCCAGACCAAAAAUUUGGAGAGUAGAGAUGGAAUAUUUGAACCUCUUCGUUGUGGGAUCCAGUUCCUUGGUAACUUAGCAGUUGGAAACCAAACGUGUCAAGAUGAAAUUUGGCAGCUCAGCUUCCCGAAUCUUCUCCUCCAGCUGCUCAGCGCUGAUGAUGAGAAAACGGUGAACUAUGCCUCCAUGGUUCUACACUCAUGUCUGGAUGAAGCCAAGGUGGAAGAAAUGUCUGAGCCACAGAACAUCCAGCUGGCACUCAGGGUGAUGGAGCUCUGUAGGACACAGCCUGAUCUGGACUGGACGGUUCUUAUUGCUACUCAGCAUUUCCUCAAGUCUUCAGCUCUAGUGGAGAGCAUGUACUCAGGGAUGUCUCACCAUGAAAGGGUGACUCUAUUAGAGCUGCUCUUUGCCCAGCUGAGAGAGGAGGACUCAGACGACUGUGGCGUCCCUCCCAGUGUGGCUCGCUUUCUGGCUGGGUCCUUCCAGAAAGGUUGCGGAGCCGUACUGACACUCGCAACUGGCUCCGCUUCCAGUGAUGAGGUCCUGCAGGAGGCGCUGACUGUGAUUAGUCUGCUGGAUGUGCUGUGUGAGAUGACCUCAGACCUCAAGCAGUUCAUGUUCCUACAGGACCAUCCAGAUCUGCUGGUGACCACUGUCGAGCUCCUGAAGCAGGUUCAUGCUAUCGGGAAGGCGAGUAAGAACAUCUUCAGUUCUGCUCAAAACUUCUCGUCCUUCAGUGGAGACGGAGACUCUUCCCCCGAAUCUCCUGUCAUCAGCUUCAAGGCCCACCUCGUCAGGCUGAUAGGAAACCUCUGUCACAGCAACCCCAACAACCAGAACAAGGUGAGAGAACUUGAAGGCAUCCCCCUCAUAUUGGACAACUGCAACAUCGACAGCAACAACCCGUUCAUCAGCCAGUGGGCGAUCUUUGCCAUCAGGAACCUCCUAGAACACAACGUGGCAAACCAAGAGCUGGUUGCCGCCCUGGAACGCCGUGGCACCACUGACUACUCUGCGCUCAAGGAGCUGGGUUUCCUGGUGGAGAAGCGAGAUGGAAGCUUGCUGCUCAAACCCGUGAGGAAGGACUCUUAGAUUAGAGGAGCAGCGAGAAGGGAGGAGGUCCUCAACCCGCAAGCAGGUUCUCAUGUGAAGUAUUUAUUUAGAGAGGAAUAAUGUACAUGUGCGUGAGCAUGUAGUCAUGCUACAAGCUUCAAUCAUUUUCAUUUCAAUUGAAGUUUCAUUUGCAGGUCUUUACACCUGUGCACUAAUAACAUAUGACUUGUGCCUGUUCAUUAUAAGUGACAGCCACACUGCCGAUAUAUCAAGCAAAAAAGUCCUUUUGAAUUAGUUAUUUUUAUCUGAGAAGUAUAUAGAGCUUACUUUUCUACCUCAGUAAUGCUUGCACUAAUGAUUCCCAUGAACGAACAACUAAGAUUGGGUGUAAGGUAUUCUUAAUACACAAAAGGCCCUUGGGGUCCCCCUGGUAUACAAGCAGGGGCUAUUGUUUAGUCCUGACCUGAGUCUGGGAAAUGAAGAGGUUGGUAAGGCGAGCACAUGCUGGUACCUUUUGGCAAGACUGCUGCAUAGUGGUUUAAUCCAAAGACAAAGAGCACCACAGUGUCUGUGGCUUUUCACUUUUCACAGACACUGGUGUUACCAGCAGGGGCUGGGGUUUUAAUCCCAGGCCCACAUUGACUUCUGCAGUAACCCCGAAACAGAGAAUGA
This is a messenger RNA of Labrus bergylta (ballan wrasse), 2123 nucleotides long. RefSeq names its product ataxin 10 (gene atxn10). Gene Ontology annotation, cellular component: cytosol. Gene Ontology annotation, biological process: neuron projection development. The record is from RefSeq and is a predicted model, not a curated record. Lineage: Eukaryota; Metazoa; Chordata; Actinopteri; Labriformes; Labridae.